Molecule: messenger RNA, 777 nt
Organism: Lachancea meyersii CBS 8951
Lineage: Eukaryota; Fungi; Ascomycota; Saccharomycetes; Saccharomycetales; Saccharomycetaceae
Source: the annotation of a GenBank genome assembly
AUGUCGAGAGCUCUCAUACGACAUGGCGGUCUUCUAGAUAUCGGGAAGUUUGUGUCUCGUUACGGGUAUAACGCAGACCCUGCACAAGUCAUGAUCUCUGCCGACACCAUAUAUGCCAUGGAGAAGAACAGGUAUUCUAGCUACCUGAAUAGUUAUAAUUGUUUCGUGUUGCUACGACACGGCGGUAACAGGUUCGAAGCAAGCGAUCAAAAACUACUCUGGAGGUCUUUCUGCGGAGAAAUUGACUCGUUUUAUCGUCGAUUUAGUGCACUGGCAUCGUCGGAUUUUACGGUAGCGCCGUCACCGGUUUUCUUCGAGAGCCCGCCGAAAACUUCAAUUCUGAGCGAUAUUCUGGGCGUCGAGCUCGAGUACGGUGACCGUCAAUGCUUUUGCUCAUUCCAGAAUCUAAACUCGCUCGAUUCGACCUCUGCUCUUCGCCUGUAUUUAGAACACACAAAAGCAUCGAAAUCACCCGCCAGGUUUGAGCCUAUUGCAAUUGGAAUCAAGAUGGUGAGCCCCAGCUCGGCUGCAAUAGCGUGCAUUCAGCCAUUACUCGAAGAAUCGUCCCAGAUGUAUCAAGGUUUCAACUAUGAGAAACUUUUAGAGAUCGCCAAACGAUCGCAAACCAGUGGCCCUGAUCCCAUGCGGAAAGAGGUGAAGGGAUUAUUAGAAGUGCUUGCCGGGAACAGACUGUUGACCCCCCGUCUCGCAAAGCUCGACCGGUGGCUCCUUCUCACUGCAGACCAUGUCGCAAGCGCGACCGAUGAUGACACGUGA